Messenger RNA from Lindgomyces ingoldianus, 1130 nucleotides. RefSeq lists its product as uncharacterized. Gene Ontology annotation, biological process: regulation of signal transduction. The transcript is spliced from 3 exons. The record is from RefSeq and is a predicted model, not a curated record. Lineage: Eukaryota; Fungi; Ascomycota; Dothideomycetes; Pleosporales; Lindgomycetaceae. Gene Ontology annotation, molecular function: protein phosphatase inhibitor activity. Bases 247 to 1065 code for a protein of 272 amino acids.
CAAGCCCCUCCAUUGCGACUCCCCUCCCACAACUCGAACAAACUCGAAUGCAAACUCAAAGAGCCCCCACUCACAACCACUCUCUCCUUCGUGUCCCCCAUUGCCAAGGUCUGCAGCCCGAGUGGAGUUAACGGUUCUCUGUAUCACCCCACUGUUGGAGCAUUCACGUGCCUUGCAAGCGUUGCGAUUCCGCCGCUUCAGAACACCUCACCCACACUCAGCUCCCACAACAGCACCACCACAGACAUGACUCAACACUCACCUCAGCUUCACUCACCGUCUCACCGCUCAGAACGGCCAAAGGGGAUUCUUAAGAACUCAAGUUCCUACCGCUCGAACUCACAGACGUCACCCACUGGAGAAGGUGCCCCGAUUACGCAAAUUCGCUCACCGGAGCGGCCAGAGCUGGGUCGGGAGCUGUCAGAGAAGGAGAUCGUCUUGGAAAAUACGCUGAUCAAUGCCGGGCCAGCCCACCGCCGCUCGUCCUCCAAUCCUCGUGGGCCCGGGUCCCGUCGCCAGUCAGGCACCAGUGCGCACGCCGAUGAAAACAGCCCGAGGCUGAAAUGGGACGAGGCAAACCUGUAUCUUACAGAGCAGCAACGGGACAGCACGAUGAAGAUUACUGAGCCGAAAACCCCAUAUGCCAAGCAAUAUGACCCUGUCGAAGACGAGGAUGAGAUCGAGAUGCUCAAUGCGGAAGAACUAAAUGUAGACGAAUUGGACGAUAAGCCAAAAUCUCGCAAGCCAAGGGUCGACGACAUUCCGGACUUCGAUCUUGGCGAACCCGAGCUGGAGGCCGAACAUGCACACACACCCGAUAGCGAGAAGAGGGUUGUUGUUGAACCUGAUGCGGAGGGCGAGGAGGGGAGGCAUGGUGAGGAGUUCCCACAUAUGACUCCCGAGGAGAGGGAGAAGCACCGCAAGUUCGAGGAGAUGCGAAAGAGACAUUACGAGAUGAAGAACGUCAAGAACUUGCUUGGCCAUCCAGAGGAUCUUGACGAGGACGAGGAUGAUGGACAGCCCCCAGUUCCUCCACCACCAUCCAAUGCUCCGAACGGCCAGUAGCUAUGUGGUCACAAUAUGCUUCCCCUCUAGAGUCAAUCGUCUCCGAGCCCCUCUAUUCACUUGCC